UUGUCUCUUGUGUCCGAUGAAUGGGUGCCAUUUUUUUGGGCCGCUACUGUGUGUCACUGCAGGGACGAAGUGCCACACCGCCGCAUCUAUGUCAAUGGAAUAAUAAGCCUAUGAAUCUUUCAAAACGGCCUAUUUAUGGGACCACGGUUUGUUCAGAGUGGUAGGACAGGAUUGCAGGUUUGGUCUGCCCAUAUCAGCUGUAUCAAUAUAUCACCUGGCAGAGGGGGAGGGGGUGGUGUCUUUCCUGAGUGCCCCUCAGCAGAUGGGAUCAUCAUUCACUCCUCCAAAAAUACAAAUCUGCCACUGGGGCUGUGCUCUGGUUUCUAUAGUUGCCUCUUGUUCUCUCUCUCUCGCUCUCUCCUUCUGUUAUGACAUAAAUAGCCACUCAGUUUUUUAUUUCUCUGCCCCCGUACCAUGUGUUCACUCUGGAGGAGUUUGGCUGGAGCUGCUCGUUACUGGUCAGUGCGGACUCGGGCUUCUAGCCUUGGCCAAGCUUUUCUGUUGGUGAUUGAUUUAGGAGCUACCCUGGACGUUGUCUUGGCCAAAAGCUGUUCAGUAUUGUUCCGUUUGUACCUGAAUACUUCACUCAAAGACAUGCUCUGGAACUUUGGUGACUAGGCCCUCUCCAUGGAUAUAGACACAGACUAUGAGCGGCCCAACGUGGAAACCAUUAAAUGUGUUGUGGUAGGGGACAACGCGGUGGGCAAGACUAGGCUCAUCUGUGCCCGCGCCUGCAAUGCCACCCUCACACAGUACCAGCUGCUCGCCACCCACGUGCCAACUGUCUGGGCCAUUGACCAGUACCGCGUGUGCCAGGAGGUGUUGGAGAGAUCACGGGAUGUUGUGGAUGAGGUCAGUGUGUCCCUGAGACUAUGGGACACCUUCGGUGACCAUCACAAAGACAGACGCUUCGCGUAUGGCAGGUCUGACGUGGUGGUGCUGUGUUUCUCCCUGGCCAACCCCAACUCCCUGCGCCACGUCCGCACCAUGUGGUACCCUGAGAUUAAGCACUUCUGCCCCCGCACCCCUAUCAUCCUGGUGGGCUGCCAGCUGGACCUGCGCUAUGCCGACCUGGAGGCUGUCAACCGCGCCCGCAGACCCCUAGCCAAACCCAUCAAGCCUACAGACAUCCUACCUCCAGAGAGAGGCCACGAGGUGGCAAAGGAGCUGGGCAUUCCCUACUUUGAGACCAGCAUCGUGGCCCAGUUUGGGGUAAAGGAUGUGUUCGACAAUGCUAUCCGUUCUGCCCUUAUCUCCCGUCGCCACCUCCAGUUCUGGAAGUCCCACCUGAAGAGAGUCCAGCGGCCCCUCCUCCAGGCCCCGUUCCUGCCCCCCCGUCCCCCUCGCCCUGUGGUUGGCAUCCCCGACCCCCCUCCCAUCGAUGGAGAGGCCCCUGAUUCCCUCUUCUGCCAGUCGCUGUGCGCCGACGUCCUCUUCCUCCUCCAGGGCGGUGCUACGCGCGUCUUCGCACACAAAGUCUACCUGGCCACAUCCUGCUCCAAGUUCUAUGACCUCUUCACCCUGGACCUGCUGGCUACUGAGUCAGAUUGGGAGGGAGAGGAGCGAGCCGAGAGUGGGGAGGAGGACGAGCAGAACAGGAGAGGGGCCAAAGAGCAGGCGGGGCGCACGAAGAGCUUGGACAUCGAUAAGGAGGGGGAGGGGGGCGCCAGGGGACUCAAACGGCCACCCAUGCUCCAGCAGGGCUCCCUGAGGACUUCCAAAAGUGAUAACGCCCUCCCCGCCAGGAGCCAGUGCCCUCUGGGGCCCCUGGGAGCCGGCCGUGGCCUCUCGGGAUGGGGGAGGGGCUUCCUGAGUGUGUACCUGGAGCACAUAGCUGACCCUGAGACAGGGCGACUUCGCCUCAUGACUGUGGUCUCCAUGGACGGUCUCAUACAGGAAGAACCCUUCCAGGCGGUGCUGCAGUACCUGUACACAGGCAGUCUGGACGAGAGCCGAGGGGGCCUGAUGCAGGUGGCCACCAUCGCCGAGCUGCUGGAGGUGUUUGACCUGAGGAUGAUGGUGGCCAACGUGCUGAACCGUGAAAGCUUCAUGAACCAGGAGAUCACCAAGGCCUUCCAUGUCCGCCGAGCCAACCGCAUCAAAGAGUGCCUCAGCAAGGGUACCUUCGCCGAUGUGGUGUUCCACCUGGACGAUGGAUACCUGCCGGCCCACAAGCCCCUGCUCAUCUCCAGCUGCGACUGGAUGGCGGCCAUGUUCCGGGGAUCCUUCGUGGAGAGCUACAUCGAGGAGGUGUCCAUCCCUGACACCAGUAGCUCCUGUAUGCGUGCAGUGUUGGAGUUCAUGUACUGUGGACUGCUUUCACCCUGUCCUGAUCUGGAGCCUAUUGAGCUUAUCGUCCUAUCCAACCGGCUGUGUCUGCCACGCCUUGUUGCCCUCACAGAGCAGCAUGCUGUGAAUGAGCUGCUCCAGUGGGCGAUGAAGGGAGUGGACAUCGACGGACAGGUGCUGGCUUACCUGGAGUUGGCUCAGUUCCACAAUGCCAAGCAGCUGUCUGCCUGGUGUCUCCAUCACAUCUGCACCAACUACAACAGCGUCUGUCGCAAGUUCCCUAAAGACAUGAAGGUCAUGUCUCCAGAGAACCAGAGGCACUUUGAGAAGCAGCGGUGGCCUCCGGUGUGGUUCCUGAAGGAGGAGGACCGCUACCUGCGCUCUCAGAAGGAGCGCGAGCGCGAGGAGGAGAUCCUACGCAAGCUGCGCACCAAGAGAGGCUGGUGCUUCUCGAGACACCCGUCCUCCUCGCCCCAUGUCUCCUGAGGCUGUCACCCCUCCAUGACCCCUCCUGCUUCUGACCUCUCACCCCAGACUGAGGGAGCCAGCUAUGAGUCUACCACCUCUCCAUGACGGGAGAGCCAAGUCUCCCUUCUGUACGAUUGUGUAUUGGGGGGAGGCUCAGUGACCAGUCCAGUUCUCUGUGCCCAAGAUGGUCUCACCUAGCUGGGCCUCAGUGACCAGUCCAGUCCUGCCUCCUCCCCCUGAGAUCCACCCACCAGCCUGGGGGUGACGAGACUGGGAACAAAAGGGCUCUCUCUCUCUGCCCCUCAGUCACACAGAAUCUAAAGACCAUUCCACAGACCACUGCUAAGACUCCCCUAUGGGGAGGUUACCUCUGCCUUCACGUCUAUUAGACUGUUAGCACACUGGACAAGACCAGAAGCCAGGGGGCGCCAGCUCUGCUUCAACACAUGGAAGGAUGCUUUGUUUGGUUUUAUUUCGCUUAGGGAUUUGAAAUUAGAGUAGAGCCCAUCCCAGAGUUGGGUGUUUUGCCUCAGAGUCUCUGACCACCACCUAUGCCUGUCUGACUUCUCUUCCACAGACUUUGUCAUCCACUUUGGACAGGUUUGACACCAUUUUGUUUUCUCCCGGGUUUCAUCCCAGUGAAGCUCCGUGUUGGAGGUUCUGUUCUAGAAUCAGCUGUGCAAGGGAGAGGCAGUAGAGGUGGUUAGUCUGGGUUGAGGUACCUGCUCAAGCAAAGGUGGUGGUUUGUGAUUCAAGCACCCAUCGUGAUCCCCCACAUAACACCAAGAGGAGAGGCCAACAGUGCUGAACAAAUCCCCCUCAAUGACAUUCAAAGUGAACACUUGAUAGCAUUUCUGGAUCAGAGGGCUAUUUUAUACCACUGCCAUGGGAGGGUGUAAGAAGCCGAACUGAACAGAUUUCUUCUUGCUCUGUCUUAAUUGACCACUAGGGUGCCCCUCAGCCAGCCUGCCUUAACUCCCCCGUACCACAGGGGGCAGCACUGCUCAGGGUUCCAUCAUCAACCCUCACCAGGAGCAAACAGGAGUUUUCUCCCCUGCCUGCAUAUAUCCUUAAUUCUAGUGUCUUUUAACUUUAUUUUAUUACAGCUGUAUUUGAAAGUCAACUGUAGUCUUUUGUCCUCACUGAGUGUUGAAAGCACAUGUAUUAUACCAAAAAAAUGAGGCUGACAUGUUCCCUCCCUCCUGUCUCCUUGCCUUCCUCUUCUUGCCUCCUCCAUAACAUGGCAAAUGUGGGGAGGAAGGGAAUAAGGAAUAGAGGAAGAUCAACUUUUUGACCCCCCCCCCCCCUCUCAGUAUGUUUUUAUAAAGCUGCAAUGUCAGGUAAAACCCAGGUGCCACUGCAGGACUUCCACUCCUUUAGCUGGAAUUGAAAAUGGCGCUCAGGAUGUCCACUAAAAAGACAGUAUGUUUAUGACACACACACACUUAAACAUACAUACAUACACACUCACAUUUACACUUGUACCUGUCUUUUCGGUCCACUAUUUUGGGGGGUUUAUGUCUGCUCAGCCCUUCAUCAGUGUUAAUAUACGGAAACCUUUCAAUCUACCCAUAUAGUGUUACAUUCAGAUGUGCUGCACUAGGGUUAUUUUUUUUCUUAUUAAAAGGUGUCUAAUACACAUUAACGUUAGUGAAUAUAUUCAUAGUAUUAUGAAUUUCAAUGUUGGUCUUUUCAGUAUGAGCUUUGAAGUUGAAUCUUUCCAUUUAUUUGACGGCAUUCUGUCGUUUUCAAUGCCGCGCUAGACCAAAUGUUUCACUUGCUUUUUUUGAUUUCUUGCGCUGCAGAGUGCAGUUCUGUUUUCGUUGUGAGGGAGUGUGCUGCUUCAAUCAUUUUGUCAACAAAGGGAAUGUGUAGUACUGUCUUUUAGUUGAGUGCUAUGGAGUUGGAUUUUGGGCUGCUGAGAACAUCUUAAUAACCCACGGCACCGUCAAGAUCUUAAUGAAUCCAAGACAUUGUAUUACAACAGGCAAGUUGGAAGAAGAAGAAAACAAUAACUAACAAGGCAUUAUUACUGUAUUUUAAUUGCCUUCUUUUUGCACAAAAGUGGUAGUUGUGUGGAAAAAAAGAAGACUUUGUAACAUGUUUCUCUUUACCACCUUCGUUCUAUUUGUGGGUUUGAGAUUUCCACCCCCGCCUUUACCCAGGUGACUGUGGGAGAUAGAUGGAUGGCGUGAAACUUUUUUUUUUUUUAAUCUUUUCUUCACGGGAUGCGUGUUCUAGUCAUCAACAGCUACUGAAAUAGCUAUGCGAUAGGAUCUCAUGAGACCCAAGUGAGAAUUGGGCUGAUUUUUACCCCCCAAAAAAACUGCAAACCUGCAUAUUUGGAAUUGGAACACUGAAAUAGUCCUUGCGCCCCUAUUUCGGACUAGGAUAUUGGAACAUUAAUCUGGGGUUGACAUAGGAACAUAGAGCUAUUUGACUUCCAUGUCCCCUUUCAGUGCCCCAAGGAUGAGCUAUUAAAGUUGUCUUACUAAUGGUAGACAUGCCCUACAAAGCCUUCCCUCAUGGAAGUGCACAUCCACUAUUAGGAAUCGGAGUAUACUCAAAAUGUACAGUGUAAGGUAGUGGUAUACAGUUGCAGACAGGUUCUACAAAGGAUAAUAGUAGAGCUGAUUGAUUCAGUCUCUGGUUAAUGCUUAUACACCCAGUCUCACCCACUCAACCAGGCCAGAGAGGCAGGCCUCUCCCUCGCCUUCCUCCCACGUCUGAGUCUCCCUCUGGGGCUGCAGACCCCAGCGCUACUCCCGGAGAGUUUCUGGGUCUUCGGGUGGUCAGUGGAAACACAGGCCUUAAGUUAGUAGGCGAAGGGGCUGUUAGUAUUGUAAGUUCUCUUAGUCUGUUUCGGUUUGGGAAACUGAUUUAGUCUACAAACUAGCCGAUUACCCUCUGUAAUGCCCUAGAGACCAAGGUUUAGACACCUGUGAUCUAGGGGAUGCGAACGCUUGAGAAUACUGGUUGCCUUGUGUGAAUGCUGUUCAACACUUGUGGGAUGUGGUUAUUAUUUUUGCAUCAUGGCCUAAUUUUGGUUUUGUAAAUGCACCUUUCUCAGUUUUUCAGCAUCGGGUUGCACUUUCCUUCCUUUUGUGGUCUUUUUAGCUCUGACUUUUUUGUGCUUGGCAUGGACAAUUCUUUAACCGGGUUGUUUUAAAAAUGUGAUAUUUUGUAGCAUGGGAUCUUCCUUUCUCCCUUCAACUGUCCAUGUGGCUUUCUAGGGCUUUGACUGAGUGUGUAUCUAUCUCGUCAUGCUCACAUACAAAGGCAACCCGGGCUCAGCUGUAGUAGCGUAGUAUUAGUGACUGAAAUGAAAGCCUCUGUCCAUUAUGUGUGAAGCCUCUCAAGUCAGUCAUACUAUUGUAAUUGUAUAUAAUAUUAUCCUCAUACGUUCAGUUGGCUUGAGUACAGCCUAAAUGUAACGUCAUUGGGGAUCUCAUCAUGACAUUGAGGGUACACAGGAAUGUGUGUACAUGUCAGUAACUAAUGACAAUGGUUAUUGACGUUAGCAAGAUGUGUUGCUUCUUGUACAGUGUUAAAGCAGUAUUUUACCAGGUGUGGGACCAUGGUUUCCCCAGUGUGCUGGUACAGUUGUGGUAGGUUGUGCUCACGUUCUAACGCUAUAUGAAUUCAUACACCUUGGGAAUGUCCUAUUUAUAAAUCGGGCAGCCUUGGGAGCUACAGUGAGAGGAAUGUUUUGAUUGGGCUGAAAUGCAUGUAUACACAGGGAAACAAAUUACGAAGUGGAUCUUUGGCUUUGAACAGCCGUCAAUAGUUGACCCACAUUGCCCCCUAUUGGCCCAUUUCUGUACCUGUGAUUUGAAACGUCACAUUAAGUCCAUACUCUUUUGAUGUCACUUUCACAUCACCUUAAUUUUGCAUCAGCUCAAGAGUGUAGUAUUGUCCAAAGAAAACAUGAGUAUUGCUGAGAAUUUGAAGAAUAUUUUCGACCGUGCCGCUUAUUGACAGAGAACCCCUUGUUGUUGUUGUUGUUUGCCCCUGGUCUGGCGUCUCCUGUGCCUUUUGAUAUGACCUCAUGCUGGCGCCCUCUUGUCGAGCCUCUAGCGGUCAAACAGGGAAAUGGUUCCGAUCGUUUUUUCCACCAUUCAUUUUUCUGUUAGGGAAUUUUAGAAACACUUAAAAUAAAUUGGAUCACUAUAUUUAGCUCUAUUUACUUUCAGAUUUGAACAUUCUAAUUAGCAUCAAAGUAGACAUCAUGAAAGACUACAAAUCCCUGCAAGCUCAUGCCCGUCAUCUGUAACUGACACCUUUGCUAACUGGUUUUGUGUCAAUUUAAAACAUGCACAAGACCGUUUACAUAAUUGUCAAUUUAUAUAAAUGUUGACGCUUUUCAUAACUACAUUUAGCUAACAUUAGAUAGUUAAUCCAGAUAUUCUUACCUUUGCCUCGAUUCGGCAGUCUCGCCCAGAUCAUCAAAGCAUUUGUAGUUCUUUAUGAUAGCCACAUUAGCCUCUAAUUAGCAUUUCAUUUUUUAAAUACAGGCAAAUAUUUUGAUAAAAGUCACCUUGUCCUAGAGAGAUUUACACGAAACACAGCCCUUAUUUGAGGUGUUUCUAAAAUCUCCUAUGGUAAAAAUGAAUGGUGGAAAAACGAUAAUGACUCAUACCAUGGUACUCUAUAGGCUUACUGUACAUAUGAGGAGGGGCCUCUAAACCAAUGCCUUCUGGGUUCAGGUUAGCACCCACCAUGCAGGCUAAAAACACAUGUGCACACACAUUGGACCAGGCGGGUUUCCUCCUUGUCUCUUAGUGCCUGUGGAUUGACCAAUGAUUCCGCCAUCCUAUGCUGUGUACCAAAGGGCCUAUGUUGUUGAGGCCUACAGUAGUCUACAGUAGCUGUGGGGUACACAGUGCAUAAGGCCCCUGACUUGGAGCUUUACAAAUAUGUCACCCAAACCUUGUCGUCACAUCGUCCAAACCAAGCCAGGCUGUAGAUACUAAAUUGUUGAGAAAACAUUGAGAACCAACAGAUUUCAGAUCCAUGAACAAACUGAUCUUUUGCACUUGGCAGUCUGUCAAGGCAUGUCCUUUCUGUCUAUUAUGUAGCCUUAAGUUUACACCAUGUGUGUACUAAUGGAUUAUUAAACCCAGUUUUACCAGCUUGCCUCGGCAGUCACAAAUGGCUUCAACCCAACUCUCGCUCCUGCUCUCUCUCUCUCUCUCUCUCUCGCUCUCUCUCUCUCUGCCUCUCUCUCUCUCUUUCUCUCUUUCUUUCUCUCUUCCUCUCUCUUCCUCUCUCUUCCCCUCUCUCUCUCUCUCUCUCUCUCCUUGUGGCAGAGAUGGCACUAGUGUAGAACUGGGCUAUUCAUUAGAGAUGUAGUGAACCGUCCCACGGUGUAGGGGCGGGGAGUACCACCAAUAAAGAAGGGAGACAGUACCACAAAAUGUGAAGUUGAGCACUACAGUGUCUACCUUUUCUACCAGUGUCUACAAAAUGGCACAACUGCUCCUCUGCUGCAACGAUACUCUCCAGUUAAUUUUGUAAACCUGAUCUCCACUUGUUUGACCCAAAACUGUGUGUUACGCCGCGAUCACUCGCUAGUCAGGAACUCGGAAACUCCGAAAUUUCCGACUUGCUAACUUCUUGAACAGGGCACGUGUAUAACCACCAGCAGUUAGCAAGUCACACAUUUUUUAGAGUUUUAAUAGUUCCAAUUAGCACAUGAAUGCGUCAUUAGCCCAGGACGGAGAGAGCUGGGAGGGACAGAAGCCUUGGUAGGUUGUAGGUGUAUCUCUGCUCUGUGACAUUUUCAUUGUGACUUAUACAUAGUAUUAAUAUGCACUUCUGUUUCCCUCUUCGCAUUUCAAAUGAAUAUUGGUAUUAACUGCUUGUGUUAAUGUUUCUGAAACUGAAAAAGCACACAGACACACACAACACCACGUACACACAAUAUUAAGGGCUUUUUUUAAAGACAACAAUCAGAAUGUUUUGCUGCUUUUGCAAAAAUGUUUUGAAUAAUCCUUUGUAAUAUUUUUUAACCACUGAUUUGUAAAAAAAGAAAACAAAAAGGAAACAAAAUAUAAUUUUUUUGCCGUUUCAGUAUUUUAAUGUUUCACCUGGCUUUUAAUUAAACCCUAAGUAAAUAUUAUCUAUUUGUCCUUUUGUCUUUUGAGCCUAUUGUUCUAUAUCAAUUCUCCAUGAUGCUUCUUGUGCACAGAAAUGUUUUAGAAACUGUGUGUGUGUGUGUGACAAGUGGGAACAUUUCACUGGUACCCACAAGGAAACAGGCUAUUUUAGGCUUAGGAGUUAGGGUUAGAAUUAGGUUUAGGAGCUAAGAUUAGGAUUAUGGUUAGGGAUUAGGGAAAAUAGGAUUUUGAAUGUGAAUCAGUUGUUUGGUCCUCACUAGGAUAGUAAAAUGUGUGUCGUGUCUGUGUCAGGGGAAAGCGACUGCCCUCUCAUUGAAACCACGGAGGUUCAAGGCCAACCGCAGGUACUGCAGGCAUCUUUAGAACAAAACAAGAUCCCAUAUUAUAGUGAAUUAAAAAAGGUGAUCUUCGUGGUCAAUCUUUGUGUAAAUAAAAGAAAUGUUUGAAAGACAA
Messenger RNA from Oncorhynchus nerka (sockeye salmon), 9329 nucleotides. Its product is annotated as rho-related BTB domain-containing protein 2-like. Lineage: Eukaryota; Metazoa; Chordata; Actinopteri; Salmoniformes; Salmonidae. Gene Ontology annotation, molecular function: GTPase activity; protein kinase binding; GTP binding. The transcript is spliced from 10 exons. Bases 628 to 2775 code for a protein of 715 amino acids. The record is from RefSeq and is a predicted model, not a curated record. Gene Ontology annotation, biological process: engulfment of apoptotic cell; regulation of actin cytoskeleton organization; cortical cytoskeleton organization. Gene Ontology annotation, cellular component: cell projection; cytoskeleton; cytoplasmic vesicle.